CCUUCUUGUGUCAAGUGAAGUAUCCUGCCGUCACCUGUUCCAAUGGGGGUCCCGCCAACAUCUGGCCUUGUUCCGUUGGGGGUCCUGCAGUCACCAGUUCCUGUUAGUUAAACAAAGCUGAAUAUAGGACAACACCUAAAGGCAGCUGCAAUAAAAAAGGAACUGAACAAACCAAUCAAAACAGAUGCAAUCCAGAAGACUUCACACAACUUAAAAGUGACUAAAGAGAGAUUCACAAAAAUCCUGUUUAUAAAAGCGGCUAACGUAAGGCCUAUAGUGUCCAAAGCGAGACAAAACCAUAAUCAACACAAGACCUGGAUCAGAGGAACACAUCUGUGAGAGUGCUGUUCAUCGACUACAGUUCAGCGUUCAGCACCAUUGGGCCCUCCAAGCUCGUCAUCAAGCUCAGGGACCUCUGGCUCAACGACGCCCUCUGUGACUGGAUCCUGAACUUCCUGACAGGCUGACAAACAGACAGUGGGGGUUGGAAACAUCACAUCCUCCGCCCUGAUCCUCAACACUGGAGCCCCUCAGGUCUGCAUGCUCAGCCCUCUCCUCUACUCCCUGUUCACGCACGACUGCGUGGCCACACAGCUCCAACACCAUCGAGAAGUUUGCUGACGACACGACCGUCAUCGGCCUGAUCACAGACGAGACGGCGUACAGAGAGGAGGUCAGAGCCCUGACAUCUUGGUGCCAGGACAACAACCUCCAUCUCAACAUCAGUAAAACCAGGAGCUGAUUGAUGAUACCAGGAAGCAGCAGAGAGAGGCACACUCACUGGGACUGUGCUAUGAUAAAGACCGAGCAAAACACCCAGAAGUCUUAUAAAGCAGGCAGUGUGUAUUCAACCCGUUCAGCAGAAAACAUUUGACCAUUGGAUGUUUCUGCAAAACCAUUGAAACACUGAAAGUCAUGAAUACUUUCAGAUCUGCCUCACAGCACUGUGCAGACACACACAGGGUCACGUGUGUGUUCAGAAAUAAGCUGAACAGGAAGAGGAGGUGUUCAUCUACAUGCAUGUGCUUCAGUCUGAUGCUCAGUCAUUCAGCAGGAAGUCAACAUGGAGGUCACAGCUCUCUGCUUCACACCGUUGAUGCUGAUUAUCCUGGUUGCACAUGGUCAGAUCCACGAAGCAGCUUUCCGUAUCGUUCCAACCCGACUGCAGCUCUUUGAACAGGAGCCUGUCUCCUUCCACUGCGAGGGUCUCGACGGCUCCACUCGGUUGAGAGGGAUCAGGGAUGCUGAUGAGUUUAUUUCCACUUGUAGUGAGCGGACCCCCGUACUAUACUGCACCAUUGAAAGAGCCUAUAUAGGAGAUAGUGGAGACUACUGGUGUGAGGCUGACGGAGGAGAGAGGAGCAACAGUGUCACCAUCUCUGUCAAUGUUGGCUCUGUGAUCCUGGAGAGUCCUGUCCUCCCGGUGAGAGACGGCAGCGCUGUGACUCUGAGCUGCAGAAACAAGACGAACACUUCCUCCAUCCUCUCAGCUGAUUUCUAUAAAGAUGGCCGCCUCAUCAGGAGCAGCUCUACAGGAAACAUGACCAUCCACAGGGUUUCUAAAUCUGAUGAAGGACUCUACAAGUGUAACAUCUCUGAUGUUGGAGAAUCACCAGAGAGCUGGCUGAUUGUCAGAGCUGGCUCUGUGAUCCUGGAGAGUCCACCCCUUCCUGUGAUGGAGGGAGAGUCUGUGACUCUGAGCUGCAGAACCAAGACCUCCAUCCUCUCAGCUGAUUUCUAUAAAGAUGGCCGCCUCAUCAGGAGCAGCUCUACAGGAAACAUCACCAUCCACAGGGUUUCUAAAUCUGAUGAAGGACUCUACAAGUGCAGCAUCUCUGGUGCUGGAGAAUCACCAGAGAGCUGGCUGGCUGUCAGAGCUGUUCACAGAGAGACGUGUCCCUGCUCGGAUCACUCCCUGUACGUCCUCCUCGUCUUAAGGACUGUGUUCACCGUAGUGAUGGUGGCUCUGCUGCUGCUGCUGGUGGGACUGCUGCACUGUGGGAAACUCAGGGUUACACAGAAAUAACUCAUGAGAAAGAUCAGAGUCUGGUCAUCAAGAUAAUGACCACCACGAGCUUUAAUGCUUUAGCUCAGGUUGUGUGUAAGGUGUGUAACCUCUCUGUGUUCCAUGAUCGUACGUGCAGCGGCUGUUAGACUUUCUCACACAGAGACAAAGUGAAACCACAGAGGUACUGACUGACGCAUUUAUUUUAGAAGGCGAGCUGAGGGUACGAUGUUCUGAGCUUUAUUUUAGACUCUACAGAUACUGCUGAUGCUUUCUGCUCUCACACAUGUUUGUAUAAAUAAAUGAAUACAUGUGUGAGGAGGCCUUCGGGGGACUUUUAUGAACGAGUAACAACAUAUAAAGAGCAGUGAGGUUUGAACGUGGUAAUACCUGCUAGAUGGUAAGCGUGCUAACUUUGGCUGAUAGCUCAAAGGCCGGCUGUGAGCCUCACAGAGCAACAGUUUAAUAUAAUCACCAGGAUGAAGGUCUCCACUUUGCUCGAUCUGUUUCCAUUCAGCCAACAAUAUCACACUCUGAUAUCAACAGGUGAACACACAGCUGGACGACACACACUGCCUCCACAGGGUCACAAACUGUCCCACACACCUGACUCUGACCACCAGCUGAUUACCUGCACUCUGAAUGAAUGCUCCCCCUGUGGUCAAUGUCAGAACUGCAUGUGAUGGAGCAUUCACUGCUGAUCAAAUCAAACACACAACACACACUAUGGCUCCGACACAGCAUAUAAUUAAAACACCUUAAAAUAAACGUUAUCCAUCACAUGAGUUCAUUCAGACAUAUUCAGAAGUUAACAAAACAUCAAACACAUUUUUAUAUCUUAACCACAUAAACUGGAAUGGUAAAUCACAAUAUGCACGGUCUACAAAACAAAGAAGGAGUUACAAAGAUCUGAUGCACAUUUGAAAUCAGCUGAACAAUCAUUUCUUGAGAAACUUGUAUCUGAUGACUUGCUGCAGCUCACAUUUAGUAUGAAUAAGAGUGGAAUAGUUAACGUUUCAUGUUGAUAUUCUGUACGGUAAAGAGUAGAUUCAGUGAAAUAUCAAAGCAGUGUCCACAGAGUAAAGGCAGGUCUUUAAACACAACAUGUUCCAACUGGUGAAUAAACCUGAACAGUGAAAGCAAAGUGUGUGAUUUCAUAUCUAUAGAAGUGAAGGGUUGAGUCUUCCUGUCCCUGUUGGUAAUGUUCAGAUAUUUUAUAAAGCUCUAACUUUUCUCUCGUGGCUUUUUCCUGUUGCUGAUAAAUCUGCUCCGUCUCUGCACACAACUUCUGAACAACACGGGGAAAAGUUCAA
This is a messenger RNA of Eleginops maclovinus (Patagonian blennie), 3318 nucleotides long. Its product is annotated as sialoadhesin-like. The transcript is spliced from 6 exons. NCBI's taxonomy places the organism in Eukaryota, Metazoa, Chordata, Actinopteri, Perciformes, Eleginopidae. Gene Ontology annotation, cellular component: plasma membrane. The record is from RefSeq and is a predicted model, not a curated record. Gene Ontology annotation, biological process: cell surface receptor signaling pathway. Gene Ontology annotation, molecular function: transmembrane signaling receptor activity. The coding region runs from base 1064 to 2026 and encodes 320 amino acids.